AUGGAGGCGUGCAGUGAGUCCAGGAGCCACCAGAUGCUUUGGAAAGAUGUGGAGGGGGGCAAACACAAGAGGUUCCAGGGGCCCCAGCGUCUGGCCCUCAUCCUGGCCACGCUCUUCCUGGUGCUGGCCCUGUGCGUGAUCAGCCUGCACUAUCUGUGGAGCCCCGCGUCUGGGAGGGUGUAUGACCAGCAGUACAAAGCCGUGGUGGACGGGGUGGAGACUGACAGCGUGAUGGAGAUUGACUCGGGCAAGCGCAUUGAAAUCUUCCGAAUGGGCAACGGCAGCGAAGAAGUCAUUGAGGUGCACGACUUCAAACAUGGAAUUACAGGGAUCCGGUUUGCCAAGCAUCAGAGGUGCUACAUCAGGACCCAAACCAGGAGCCUCCCGCAGGUGACAGAGAUGGAGGCCGAGGACACUCUGACACCAGCCGAUGGAACACAUGUGAAGUUGGUGCAGGACUCCAGAGUCUGGGUCCCUGCCGAGGAACCCAUCAUUAACCCAGCCUUCCUCUUCGACUCUAAGAUCUGGGAGAUUUGCCAGGAGCUGCCCAUCCACUGGAUCCACCCUACCCCUCUAAAUGAUGCGGAGUCCCUGGAGGUGGACACCCCUGAUGCAGAGGUGAUUGGAGAGCGGGUGGCCCGUGAUGUCGAGAACCAUGCUCCUGUAAACGACUAUAGGGACGUCGGCAUCGAGCUGGAUAGCCGCCUGGAUGACCUCGGCUAUUGCUGCCAGCACUGUCGCCGUGGUUACCGCUACUGCCGCCGCUACCACGAGCCGCUGGGUGGUUUCAACCCAUGGCCCUACUACUACCAGGGAGGCCGCACCAUCUGUCAAAUUGUCAUGCCCUGCAACUGGUGGAUCGCCCGCAUGUUCGGACGGAUCUGA
Knipowitschia caucasica is the source of this 885-nucleotide messenger RNA. Lineage: Eukaryota; Metazoa; Chordata; Actinopteri; Gobiiformes; Gobiidae. The record is from the annotation of a GenBank genome assembly.